Molecule: messenger RNA, 1798 nt
Organism: Chaetomium strumarium
Lineage: Eukaryota; Fungi; Ascomycota; Sordariomycetes; Sordariales; Chaetomiaceae
Product: glycosyltransferase family 20 protein
Exons: 3
Coding region: 189-1775 (528 amino acids)
Biological process (GO): trehalose biosynthetic process; cellular response to heat
Cellular component (GO): alpha,alpha-trehalose-phosphate synthase complex (UDP-forming); cytosol
Molecular function (GO): trehalose-phosphatase activity; alpha,alpha-trehalose-phosphate synthase (UDP-forming) activity
Source: RefSeq, a predicted model, not a curated record
GAGGAAACAUCACAGCAAUCCUCGUUUCCCGAUUCAAUACCAUCCAUCCUUCUUUUUUGAGUCAGCUUCAGGACACAAAAGCUCGAUCGCUGCCCAGCGACAGCCGCUACUCGCAUCCAAGCAACGGCGCACCCGUGCGCUGCCUCGUUAUUUCGCCCACCCCACUGGUUCCCCUUCGAAUCCUCACAAUGCCUGGCGUAGUUGAAGACCAAACGGGUGCCUCGGGGAGGCUACUCUUGAUCUCCAACCGCUUGCCCAUCACGAUAAAACGGACUGAUGAUGGGCAGUAUUCCUUCUCCAUGUCCUCGGGCGGCCUCGUCACCGGCCUGAGCGGACUGUCAAAAACCACGCGCUUCCAGUGGUACGGGUGGCCUGGCCUGGAGGUCCCCGAGGCCGAGGCUGGACCAAUGAGGGAGCAGUUGAAGGAGAAGUACAACGCGAUCCCUGUGUUCGUCGAUGACGAGCUGGCCGAUCGUCACUACAACGGCUUUUCCAACUCGAUCCUUUGGCCUCUCUUCCACUACCACCCUGGCGAGAUCACGUUCGACGAGUCUGCUUGGGCAGCCUACCGCGAAGUCAACCGGCUAUUCGCCAGGGAGGUGGUCAAGGAUGUACAGGAUGGCGAUUUAGUUUGGGUGCACGACUACCAUCUCAUGUUGCUGCCGGAGAUGCUGCGCGAGGAGAUUGGACAGUCCAAGAAAAAUGUCAAGAUCGGGUUCUUUCUGCACACGCCGUUCCCCAGCAGCGAGAUCUACCGCAUCCUGCCCGUCCGUGAGCAAUUGCUGCUGGGCGUCCUCGAGUGCGAUCUGAUCGGCUUCCACACUUACGACUACGCAAGACACUUCUUAAGCAGCUGCUCCAGAAUACUUUCAACCCCGACGACACCGAACGGCGUCGAUUGGAACGGCAAGUUCGUGACAGUCGGCGCAUUCCCGAUCGGAAUCGAUCCCGACAAGUUCGUUGAGGGCCUGAAGAAGCCGAGCGUUCAGAACCGCAUUGCCACGCUCAAGCGGAAGUUUGAGGGCGUCAAGCUGAUCGUUGGUGUCGACCGACUCGACUACAUCAAGGGUGUCCCGCAGAAGCUCCAUGCCCUGGAGGUCUUUCUCACAGAACACCCCGAAUGGAUCGGGAAGAUCGUCUUGGUCCAGGUGGCCGUCCCCAGCCGGCAGGACGUCGAAGAGUACCAGAACCUGCGGGCCGUCGUGAACGAGCUGGUCGGCCGCAUCAAUGGCAAGUUCGGCACGAUCGAGUUCAUGCCCAUCCAUUUCCUCCACCAGUCCGUCACGUUCGAGGAGCUUACGGCGCUCUACGCGGUUAGCGACGUUUGUCUGGUCAGCUCGACGCGCGACGGCAUGAACCUCGUCUCGUACGAGUACAUCGCCACGCAGCGCGAGCGCCACGGCGUCAUGAUCCUGUCCGAGUUCACCGGCGCUGCCCAAAGUCUCAACGGCAGCCUUAUCGUCAACCCAUGGAACACGGAGGAGCUGGCCAACGCCAUCCACGACGCCGUCACCAUGUCGCCUGAGCAGCGCCAAGCGAACUUCCGAAAGUUGGAACGUUACGUCUUCAAGUACACCAGCGCGUGGUGGGGUCAGAGCUUCGUCGCCGAGCUUACCCGGAUCAGCGCUGGUGAGGAGAGCAAGAGCCAGAAGUCGUCGGCCAAGUUGGCGCUGCGGAGUGCUGCUGAGGAUGUUGCUGGCGCGGCGAACAAGGCAAUACAGGGGGCGCAAGAGGCGGUUGCGAGUGUUGCGGGGGACAAGAAGGAGUCGGAAUGAUGGGUCUGCGUACUGGUUUUCCU